CGUUAAUAUUGCAGGUUAUGUUUUUGUCAACAUAAAAUAUUUUUAUGAUAAAAAAAUAUUUUUUUAAAAAUUAUUGUCAUUUUCAAUCAAGAUGAGCAUACAGGAGUUGACUAAAUUGAAUACAAGUCUAGCUACUGAAUUUCCAAAUGAGUAUAGAAAUAGAAUUUUGAAAUUGGCAUUUUCUACAUAUCUUCCUACAACCCAAGAUCGCUCAAAAUCUAUUGAUAAUUUCUCAAGAGAUACUGGAAUUGCUAGAGAAGAUAUCUAUGAAGUCUUGGGGAUUUAUAUAAUAUUAUUAAAAACAUUUUUGCAAAGUAGUGAUAAUGAAUUUCAAGAGAGGUUAGUGGAGUUAGGAUUUUCUUCAGAUUUCAUAGAAAAUCUUCCAUUUAUAGGAAAUAGAGAAGAAAUUAUACUCAAUCUUCAAAAAAAUUAUUCUAAAGAUUUUGGAAAACUGUCAUCACUAAAAUGGAGAAUCGAUAUAAGUUUAAGUCAAAGUGUAUUGGCUAAAAGAAUUCCCAAUUUUUUGGUAUUUUCAAUGACAUUAACCAAUGGAAAGAAGUAUAUUAUUGAAAUGGACCCAAGAAUGUUUCAUAAAUUAAGAUUUAACAUCGCAUUAAUUUUGAAUGAAUUAGAUUCUCUUAAAUCCAAUAAAUGACAGUAUAUACAUGUAUAUGAAUAAAAUUAACAUUGUAU
Messenger RNA from Diorhabda carinulata, 693 nucleotides. RefSeq lists its product as uncharacterized. The transcript is spliced from 3 exons. Lineage: Eukaryota; Metazoa; Arthropoda; Insecta; Coleoptera; Chrysomelidae. Gene Ontology annotation, cellular component: nucleus. The coding region runs from base 92 to 655 and encodes 187 amino acids. The record is from RefSeq and is a predicted model, not a curated record.